AUGGAGCCGGCGUCGUCGGGGCCCCGCUCGGCUGUGGAGAAGCUGUCGGAGGCGGUGGGCGCGCGGACCAAGGCGCUGGGCAGCGCCCUGCAGGAGGCGCACCGCCAGCGGCGCCUCCUGCUGGUGUUCGUGUGCGUGGCGCUGCUGCUGGACAACAUGCUCUACAUGGUGAUCGUGCCCAUCAUCCCCGACUUCAUCGCCGCCAUGGGCGAGGCCGGCCACCGCCAGGGGGGCGCCGCAGAGCCAGCUUCCGCGCUCGCCUCCAACGGCAGCGGCGCCUGGGCGGGCGGCAACGGCAGCAGCAAGCCUCUCCUGCGGCCCAGGUACCCCCCGGACAACGACGACAUCAAGAUCGGGGUGCUCUUCGCCUCCAAGGCGCUGCUCCAGCUGCUGGUCAACCCGCUGAGCGGCACCUUCAUCGACCGCGUGGGCUACGGCAUCCCGCUCUUCAUCGGCCUGUCCGUCAUGUUCCUCUCGACGGUCAUCUUCGCCUUCGCCGAGAACUACGGCACCCUCUUCGCCGCCCGCAGCCUCCAGGGCCUGGGCUCGGCCUUCGCCGACACGUCGGGCAUCGCGCUCAUCGCCGACAAGUUCCCCGAGGAGUCGGAGCGCAACCGGGCGCUGGGCAUCGCGCUGGCCUUCAUCUCCUUCGGCAGCCUGGUGGCGCCCCCUUUCGGCGGCAUCCUGUACCACUUCGCCGGCAAGCGGGUGCCCUUCCUGGUGCUGGCCUCCAUCUCCCUGCUCGACGGCCUGGUGCUGCUGCUGGCCUUCAAGCCCUUCGCGGACCGGACGCGGGACAACAUGCCGGUGGGCACCCCCAUCCACCGGCUGAUGGUCGACCCCUACAUCGCCGUGGUGGCCGGGGCCCUCACCACCUGCAACAUCCCCUUGGCCUUCCUGGAGCCCACCAUCGCCAACUGGAUGGUCAAGACCAUGGGGGCCAACGAGUGGGAGAUGGGCCUCACCUGGCUGCCCGCCUUCUUCCCCCAUGUCCUGGGGGUCUACAUCACCAUCAAACUGGCGGACAAGUACCCUCACCUCCAGUGGUUCUACGGAGCCCUGGGCAUGGUCAUCAUAGGCGCCAGCUCCUGCACCGUGCCCGCCUGCCGGAACUUUUGGCAGCUGAUCGUCCCCUUGUGCGGCAUCUGCUUUGGCAUCGCCCUGGUGGACACCGCCCUGCUGCCCACUUUGGCCUUCCUGGUCGACGUCCGCUACGUCUCGGUGUACGGCAGCGUCUACGCCAUCGCUGACAUCUCCUACUCGGUGGCCUACGCCCUGGGGCCCAUCGUGGCGGGGGAGAUCGUCCACUCCUUUGGCUUCGUCAAGCUCAACUUGGGCAUGGGCUUGGCCAACAUGCUGUACGCCCCUGUCCUCCUGGCCCUCAAGAACAUCUGCAAGAUGAAGCCCUCCCACUCGGAGAGGAACAUCCUCCUGGACGAGGAGCCCAAAGGACUCUACGACACCAUCAAGAUGGAAGAACGGGCGGGCAAGGGCAAGAAGUCCCAUCCAGUAGGGGGCGGCGAAGAGAACAGUGUGGACUCUUACCAUAGAGACUUCAGAGGGGCUUCAGAAGAGGAGUCUUCAGGGGAGGACUAUACCUAGAGG
This is a messenger RNA of Heteronotia binoei (common prickly gecko), 1605 nucleotides long. It is a transcript of the gene SLC18A3, whose product is annotated as solute carrier family 18 member A3. Gene Ontology annotation, molecular function: acetylcholine transmembrane transporter activity. The record is from RefSeq and is a predicted model, not a curated record. Gene Ontology annotation, cellular component: AP-2 adaptor complex; AP-1 adaptor complex; terminal bouton. Lineage: Eukaryota; Metazoa; Chordata; Lepidosauria; Squamata; Gekkonidae. Gene Ontology annotation, biological process: transmembrane transport; chemical synaptic transmission.